This is a messenger RNA of Hipposideros armiger (great roundleaf bat), 3165 nucleotides long. RefSeq names its product coiled-coil domain containing 110 (gene CCDC110). The record is from RefSeq and is a predicted model, not a curated record. Gene Ontology annotation, cellular component: cytoskeleton. Bases 1 to 2787 code for a protein of 928 amino acids. The transcript has 5 exons. Lineage: Eukaryota; Metazoa; Chordata; Mammalia; Chiroptera; Hipposideridae.
AUGGAGGGGAGACCCGAGUAUAAGGUCCUGAGUCACAGCAGAGUAGGAGGGAAGGAACAGUGCAGGGUACUGGAACCCAAGCGGGAUGACAAGGGCGUCCAUGUAGGGACUAUGGAGAAAAGCGCUGCCUCCUUCCCUGAGCCCUGCUGCCUCCGGCCACCAAGCCACCCUGUCCAGCCGCUGCUACGUGGCUCUAGCACGCCCUCCUGUGGCCGCUUAGGGCGUCGGCAUCCCGAAUCCCCACGCCUCGCCUCCCUGCUUCCAACAAAACCAGAACCCAUUUAUGGUUCUGUUACAGAAAAGCAUCUUGAGGAAGGAGAUGAAGUUGACUGCGUUCUCCUUUCAGCGUCCAAGAUCCUAAAUUCCUCUGAGGGGGUGAAGGAAAGCGGUGGCAGUGAAACAGGUAAAACCUCCAAGGCCAAGGCUCCAAUGGCAGUGAUAUUUCUGUCUUUUACUACAGGUCCUUCAGCAUCAACUGGAAUCAUUUCAGGCUCUCCGAAUACAGACCUUGCAGAAUGUCAGCAUGCAAUUUAUCCUUUAAAGGUGCAGUCUGAAAUCAGUGAAAUAUUGAACAAAAGUAUUAUUGAAGUAGAAAACCCACAGUUUAGCUCAGGGAAAAAUCUAGUAUUCAAUACACACAUUGAAAAGCCUAUAGAGAAUCAAGAAGCAUUCCUUUCUAUGGAGAAAAGUCAUCAUUUUGAGGAUUCCAGGACUCUUCAUUCAAUGGAAGAAAAACUCAGUAGCAAUAAUGUCAACAGUCUCUCUCAAGGUAUAAAUAUUCCAUCCCAGAUACAUUUCAAGGACAUAUUAACUCUAAGAACUUCAACAGAUAAUUCAGCUUCAAGCAUAAUUAUGAACCCUUCAGAAAAUUCUGACAUGUUGAAGAAUUAUAAUAACCUUUAUAGCUGUCUGCCUAAUGCACCUCAAAACGUGAUGUCUCAAGCUGAUACAGUAAUUCUGGACAAAUCCAAAAUUACUGUGCCUUUUCUCAAGCAUGGAUUUUGUGAAAAUUUAGACAAUAUUUGCCAUUCUAUCAAACAAAUGAAGGAAGACCUUCAACAGUCACACGACAAGGAACUGGCACUUACAAAUGAACUUCAUACUUUAAAAACUGAUACAAAUGUUCAGAGUAAUAGUAAAUAUGACCUGUCCCCCAUCCACAAGGAAAAAAUUAAUUUUAUCAAGGAAGAAAAUAUAGAAAAUAACUUAAAUGAAGAUAUAAAAUCAAAGAGAAUUUCAGAAUUAGAGGCAUUAGUAAACAAAUUACUCCCACUCAGGGAAACAGUGUCAAAACUCCAUGUGAAUUUUUGUAGGAAAUGUAAAAAAUUAUCUAAGAGUGAAACACACAGGGGAAAGAAGAAUGAGAAAAACAAUAAAGAAAUCCCUAUUACCGGCAAGAAUAUUACAGAUUUAAAAUUCCAUUCCAGAGUUCCAAGACAUACACUGUCAUUCAUUGACUCAACAAAAUGUGAAAUAAAAGACAAAGAAAGGCAACCAUUUGUGGUAAAACAAGGAUCAAUAAUAUUUGAAAAUGAGAAAACAUCCAAAGUCAAUUCUGUUACUGAGCAGUGUGUUGCAAAAAUGCAGUACUUACAGAAUUACCUAAAAGAAUCCAUGCAGAUACAGAAAAAAGUAGCAGAACUAGAGAAUGAAAAUCUAGCCCUUAAGACCAAAAUGAAACCUCUUGUAUUUACCACACAAUCUCUGAUACAGAAAAUUGAAAUGUAUGAAAAGCAACUUAAGAAUUUGGAUGAAGAAAAGAACACUCUCCACUCCAAAUUAAUUAAAACAGAAGAAGAUGGCAAAGAAUGUCUUAAAGAAUUGAAAAAAAUUAUUGGUAAAUACAAUGUUCUCCAAGGACAAAAUAAAACUCUAGAGGAAAAAAAUACUCAACUGUCUUUGGAGAAGCAACAAAUAAUAGAAACAGUCGAUCAACUAAAAGAUAGGGAACACAAAACUCAAAAUGAUAUGGCUAUUGUCAAUAAUGAAAAUAAUCGAAUGAGUACAGACAUGGAAUCAAUGAAAACAAAUCUUCUAUUGAUACAAGAUGAAAAGAAAAUGUUAGAGAAAAAAACACACCAGCUUCUAAAGGAAAAAAGCUCACUUGAAAAUGAACUAAAAGAAAACAAGCUAGAGAUAAUGCAGCUAAAAGAGAAAGAAAGAUUGGCAAAAACUGAACAAGAGGCACUUCUUCAAAUAAUAGAAACAGUUAAAAAUGAAAAAAUUAAUCUUGAAACAACAUUACAAGGAUCUACUGCUGCUAGACAAAUGAUGGAAAGAGAAAUUGAGAAUAUUCAAACAUACCAAUCUAAUGCAGAAGAGAAUUUUUUGAAGGAAAUAAAAAAUGCAAAAUCAGAAGCAAGUAUGUAUAAGAAUAGGUUAUCUGAAAUGGGCAAUGAAUGUGAAAUGUUAUCAAAACUGGUAAUGGAAAUUAAAGCAGAUAAUCAGAUUCUAAAAGAAGAACUAAAAAAGCAUAGUCAAGAAAAUAUAAAAUUUGAAAACAGCAUCAGCAGACUUGAGGAAGACAAAGUACUUUUAGAAAACUAUGUAAGAAGUAUAGAGAAUGAAAGGGAUGCCUUGGAAUUUGAGAUGCGGAAUCUGCAAAGGGACUAUUUAAAUCUAAGUGAAAAAACCUGUAGUCAGCAUAGUGAUCUACCAAAAACUGGUCAUAUUUCAAGAAGAGAGAAAUUCCAUUUUGACAACUAUGACACUUAUGAAGACACCUCUAGUCCCAGGAGUAGGCCUUUAGCUCCUGAUUUGAAAGGUAUGUAUAUUGUGGUGUAUUAGUAGAGAUGUAUUUGAGAUUCCUUUAGCCUAUUGGACACUAGUCAAAGGACAGCAAAAAGAAGGCAACUUUUAAGAGGAACACAAUUUAGUUUUGUAAGAUGUGUAUACGAUUUAUUAUUAUACAUAGUGGAAUUAUUUAGGGAUUUUGCUCUUUUGAUAAAAUUCAUGUUGUUUUAUUUAUAUUACUUCUCUACAUUGUAUAUGCACAAAGCAACUUUGGGAGGGAGCAGGGGUUUUUAUUAUUAUUUUUCUGAAGUAUACUUAGCACUCUCACCUUAAAACAAAUCAUUCUUUUUUUUCCAGGAAUUCCAAGUAAACUCUAUCAAUUGCUUCCCUCCAAGAUAUGUAAAUAAAUUUCUAAAAUUAAUGUUUCAAAAU